This is a messenger RNA of Moneuplotes crassus, 2337 nucleotides long. Lineage: Eukaryota; Ciliophora; Spirotrichea; Euplotida; Euplotidae. The record is from the annotation of a GenBank genome assembly.
AUUUCUUCAUGUCACUUGCAAAGACUGAUAGGCUUGAUGAAGGCAAAUCCAAGAUCAUUUUUAAAAAUGCUCUCCUCCAGUGUAAAGCUGAGUAUAUCAAAGGAAGGAAUAGCUCAUACCAAGAGAGAGCAGAACGGAAUAGAAUAAGAAUUCGCAAAGAAGCAAGUCACCUGCUAAUCAUCUAGAGACACAGAAAAUUAAUGAGGAUGGAUAAGAAAGGGGAAGAGAGGCUCAGACAGAAAUAACCUAGCUGUCCUUCAACUAAAACAAGCAAGAGUGAAGCAACUCGAGUCUAAAAAUCUUAAGAAAGUCAUUGCUUCUGAACGAGCUCACCAAAGAACUAUACUUGCUAAUGAGAAAUUUAAGUUAGAUACAAAGAGAAAGUUGGAGAAGAAAAAUAAAGGCUUGGAGGAAAGAUUAAUCAAUCUCAAACAUAAUAAGCAUAGGGAGUCCAACCCUGAACUACAAGACAUGAAUUCCUUCAGAUUGGCUAAUAUUCAUAAAUUAUCCAACCCAAACUCUAUCAAAGAUCAAGAGUAUUAUAAAGAUCAUAAUUAUAUUGAUCAUGAUUUCAAAGAUGAUCUUGAGGAUUUUCUUAAGCCAAAACCUAAAAACUCAAAAAGCAAGAUCUUUAAAAGAAAUGAUUCCCAAACAAGCUUGGAUAAUAUCUGCCAGGCGGCAUUGAACAAGCAUAAGAAAACUUUGAAGGAAAAAACCAUUGAAAAGUUUUAUAAAGUUGAGAAAGAUAAAACCAAAUCAAUAAUUCCUCACUUAGAAUCUUACAAAAAGGCCAAAGAGGCUGAAAAGAAUACUGCUGGAGCUUUAAAGGAGCUCAAAACUCUUCAUAGAAAGCUAAAAAGUGUAUGCAACCUGAAGGAGCAGAGGGAUACUUUUGGAGGAACCUCAGAAAGAAAACUUCCAUUUGAAGGCAAGAAAGAAAGUGUAAUGAAUAUGCAAGAGUGUGUUAAGAUAGAUAAAGUAGGGCAUCCUCUCAAGCUCAAAACUGGAUGAGAGACAGCUUUUAAAUAUCUCAAGCUCAGAGAGACAAAAAGCAAAGAUAUUGCAAUGACUCUUGCUAAUAAAAUCCAUUGUAAAGAUCCUAAUCUCGUCGAAGAUUGAGGCAGAGAUGGCUUUGUCAACCUUUAUGAAUCCCAAAUGAGGAAUAAUGAAAAAGAAUUUAAAAUGGUAGUUGAUAGAAUUAAAUAAGAAUAUUCCAAACACACAAGUUGAUAAGUACUCAGGAAUGAGAAGGAAAAGAUCAAACGAAUUUUUCAGAGAUCAUAAUGAAAUCCCCUACACAAAACCUCCUGACAACUUCUUUUACCAAAACAAGAUAGAGAAGAAUUCAUUCAUUCAAGAAAUUGAUGAAGCAGAUAAGUAUAUUGAUGAGAUCAUUGCAGAUGAGAGUAAACACAGUGAUCCUGGAGGUGACCUUGUUGAUGACCUUGCUGAAACAAAGAGAAUCAUGAAGAGACAUCAAUCAAUGCACAAGCUUUCAAAUGAAGAAGGAAAGGAAGAAAUAAUUAACGCCUUAAAGUGAUUACAAAAGAGUAUUUAUGGACCAAAAAUGACGUUUUCAAAACUUGUCAACAAUAUCCUAUUUGCCACUCGUAAAAAGAAGCAAGCAGAACAAAUCAAGAUAAGAUCUGCCAGGAAUCGUUCUCCCACCCAUGAGGACGAAGAAAUGUUGACAGAUUCCCAAAAACAAGAACGGGAAAAGGCUAAAAUUAUUGAGCAAUUCAUUUCAAAACUUCCUCCUAAAAAGAGAGGAUUUAUCAAGCACAGUAUUGAAAAAUCGGUCCUUCACCCAUCAGCCUGGAUCAAGGUCUUCUUCAAGGAUGAGAAGAGAAAGCAAGAUUUUGCACAGAGACAAUGUAAGAAUAAGCCCAAGCAAGAGAUUUCAGUUGGAAAAUUAACUACAGAACAUGAGAUUCCACAGUCAAAUUUGGAAGAUGAUAAUAGAGAUGUCUUAAAACGAUUCAUUCGACUCUUGUCUCAAUGGGAUUUAAAAUCCAAGAAAUAUGAUAAAAAGAACUCAAAAUAUGGACUCGCUGCUUUUCAUAGUGACCAAGAGAAAGAUGAGGGGGAUAAAAUAAUUAAGCUGCUGGAAGAUAAAUUGAAGAAAGCUGAAGAUAACAGAAAGAAAUUUGAAGAAAUUUCUCUCAAACCGACCAUGAUCCAUACUGCUUCUGUGGCUGAAAAACUGAGAAACUAUAACAAAGUUCAAGAAGAAACUUAUACCAAGAAAAACAGUGAUUUUGAGAAGAAGUACCUGAAGAAGAAAUCCCGGCUUUAUGACUUUUUGUAAAUUAUAGCAUCCAACAGUUCUGUGAAUAA